Nylanderia fulva is the source of this 1982-nucleotide messenger RNA. RefSeq names its product F-box and leucine rich repeat protein partner of paired (gene Ppa). NCBI's taxonomy places the organism in Eukaryota, Metazoa, Arthropoda, Insecta, Hymenoptera, Formicidae. Gene Ontology annotation, cellular component: SCF ubiquitin ligase complex. Gene Ontology annotation, molecular function: protein binding. The record is from RefSeq and is a predicted model, not a curated record. Gene Ontology annotation, biological process: SCF-dependent proteasomal ubiquitin-dependent protein catabolic process.
GUGACGACGAGGUCGACGAGGACGACGACGACGACGGCGGCGGAGGUAACGAUAUGGAGGAGAGCCAGCUGUUGAUGACGGAACUCCCGGUGCCGUUGACACCGAGUGGCGGCACGACGCUGCUGCACCGCCCGGGCCACUUCUAUCACCUGCAUCAGCCGCACCUGGCGAUCCCGACGCCGCAGAGCCAGGGAAUCCUGCAGCACAACUCGGGCGGCACGACGGCGCGGCAUUACGGCACCGACGGGAACGCGGGCAGCGGCGGUCUGCGGGACCUGCCCGCGGCCUACACGAUCGGCCCGGGCGGUGGCAUCUCGUCCCGACAUCAGCUGCACCCGCAUCAGGUGCAUCAACGCGGCAAGGCGGCGACGCACGGCCAGGCGGCCGCCAGCACCCACGUGUCCUGCCUGUAUCCGGAGAUUCUCGCGCUGAUCUUCAGUUACCUGGAUGUGUGCGACAAGGGUAGGGCUGCGCAGGUGUGCACCGCGUGGCGGGACGCCGCGUAUUACCGCUCGGUCUGGCGAGGGGUCGUGGCGAGGCUGCACCUGAAGAAACAAUCCCCGGCGUUGUUCGCCAGCCUGGUGCGACGCGGCGUCAAAAGGGUGCAGGUGCUGUCUUCGCGACGCGGUAUCAACGACGUGCUCAAGGGCGUGCCGAAUCUCGAGGCGCUCAACCUGUCCGGUUGCUACAACAUCACCGAUGCCGGACUCACGAACGCCUUCGGUCAGGAGUACCCGUCCCUAUCCGAGCUCAAUCUCUCGCUCUGCAAACAGGUGUCGGACACGUCGAUCAGCAGGAUAGCGCAAUACCUGAAGAAUCUUGAGAAUUUGGAGCUCGGCGGUUGCUCCAACAUCACCAAUACCGGCCUGUUGCUGAUCGCGUGGGGCCUCAAGAAACUCAAGCGGCUGGAUCUGCGAAGCUGCUGGCACGUGUCCGACCUGGGUAUUGCGCAUCUGGCCGGGCUGAAUCGUGAGACCGCGGAUGGUAACCUCGCGUUGGAGCAACUCAGUCUUCAGGACUGCCAGCGACUGAGCGACGAGGCGCUCAGGCACAUCUCGAUCGGUCUCACCACUCUUAAAUCCAUCAACCUGUCCUUCUGCGUCUGCAUCACCGACUCCGGCGUCAAGCACCUGGCCAGGAUGCCGAGUCUGCGCGAACUGAACCUCCGCUCGUGUGACAAUAUCUCUGACAUCGGGAUGGCGUAUCUCGCCGAGGGCAGCAGUCGCAUCACCUCGCUCGAUGUGUCGUUCUGCGACAAGAUCGGCGAUCAGGCGUUGGUGCACAUCUCCCAGGGUCUGUUCAACCUCAGGACUCUGUCCCUGUCCGCCUGCCAGAUCAGCGACGAGGGUAUCUGCAAGAUCGCCAAGACUCUCCACGACCUCGAAACCCUCAACAUCGGCCAGUGCAGCCGGGUUACCGAUCGCGGCCUCUACUUCAUCGCCGACAGCAUGAAGAACCUCCAGUACAUCGACCUGUACGGUUGCACCAAGAUUACCACCAGCGGCCUGGGUCGGAUCAUGGACCUGCCACGGCUCAAUAAGUUGAACCUGGGUCUGUGGCACAUGGCCACAGUGCGGUGAUGGCUUUUUCCGUGCCAAGGUGCUCGGGAUCAACGCCGUCAACGUCAUCAUCAUAAUCAUCAUUAUUAUCAUCAUCAUCAUCGUUACCAAGGCGACAGCGACCUCUCGUGGCGACUAAAGGGCAACCUCGUUUUCGCGCACACGUUCCUGCCGCAGGCGGUAAGUCUCUUGCUGUCACUCCGGACACUUCGAAAGCGUCUUCUUUGGAGCGUCUUCUUCGACAUCCGCAACGUCGACGUCCACGGAUAAUAGCGUUAGCUCGUUUCGAGGUUCACGAAGAGAGGAAAGCAAAGGCUCUAGGUUCCUCAAGAUCCAAGUAGCAAACUGACGUCAUGAAACGUCAGAAUGACACCACUUUAACGUCUAAUGACGUCAGAAUGGCGUCACGUUAACGUCUAAUGA